AACCAUCAACACUUCUGGAUUCUUCGACCAUUUUUUAUUCUAACUGUGUUUUGGAAGGUUAAAAUUCACGUUUUGGAUUAAAUACACGCUGAACGGAAAGUCUGUUCUGGGAUUUCAAACGAUCGUUUGAAUCGAGUCAGCCGUUUGGAAUAAAGAACCGUUAAGAAUCGGCGCCAAAGAUUUUGCGGCUGAUUUGAAUGCGAUUUCAUGGUCUAUAUUAAUUAAUAUAUCGUUUUACAUAUAUUCAUUUAUCCAAGUGAGCAUAUUGUUUCGAGACUCUGGACCCAGAGGAGGUGAUUUAGACAUAUUCCAUCUGAAGAUCGCGUACAUUUCUGUGCUGCUCUGAACUUGAGGCGUUUGGAUGCUCCAGGACGGAGGUGACAUCACUCCAGUUACCCAGAAGCCCUUUUGAGAUGACUGACACUGGAACAAGCUUCAUAUCUGGUGUAGGAAGCUGAUGAAUCAUGGAGAGGCUGGUGUUGUAUGUGCUGGUGUUCGGCGCGCUGGUGAAGGCUCAGCAUUGUCCGGGUCGCUGCAUCUGUCAGACCAUCUCACCCACGCUCACACUCCUCUGUGCCAAAACCGGACUGCUGUUCGUGCCGCCAACCAUCGACCGCAAGACAGUCGAGCUCCGUCUGACCGACAACUUCAUCACCGCUGUCCGCCGCAAAGACUUCUUGAACAUGACGAGUCUAGUGCACCUCACUCUGUCCCGCAACACCAUCAGUCAGAUCGCGCCGCACGCUUUUGUGGGUCUGAAGUCUUUGAGAGCGCUGCAUAUGGACGGUAACCGGCUAACGGUCAUCAACAGUGACCAGCUGAAGGGCUUGAUCAACCUCAGGCACCUGAUUCUGGGUAAUAAUCAGAUUCACCACAUUGAACCGUCCUCCUUCGACGAGUUUGUCUCCACCAUCGAGGACCUGGAUUUGUCCUACAACAACCUGAGGACGUUACCUUGGGAAGCCAUCGCCAGGAUGACCACCAUCAACACCUUAACGCUGGACCACAAUCUGAUCGACCACAUCGACCCCGGGACCUUCACGCUCCUCACCAAACUGGUGCGGCUGGACAUGACGUCCAACCGUCUCCAGACGCUUCCGCCGGACGCACUGUUCCAGCAGGCGCAGGUACUGUCCGACCCCAAAAUGUCCAGCUCCUCCAAACUGACGGUGAGUUUCGGAGGAAACCCGCUGCACUGUAACUGUGAGCUGCUCUGGCUGCGGCGCUUGACGAGGGAAGACGACCUGGAGACCUGCGCUUCUCCUGAACACCUGAUGGACAAGUACUUCUGGUCCAUUCAAGAGGAGGAGUUCAUCUGUGAGCCGCCGCUCAUCACCAAACACCAGGUCACCAAACCCUACGUGAUGGAGGGACAGGGCGUGACUCUGAAGUGUAAGGCGAUGGGUGACCCCGAUCCCACCAUUCACUGGCGCUUUCCCGAUGGCAAACUGGUGCACAACAACUCUCGUACGAUCCUGUACGACAACGGCACGCUGGACAUCCUGAUCACCACGAUGAAGGACAGCGGCGGCUUCAACUGUGUGGCCUCCAACGCGGCCGGUAUCGCCACCGCAGCCGUGGAGGUCAACAUGAUCCCACUGCCGCUUUUUGUCAACAACUCGGGUCACAUGAGGGAGGCCGACCCGGGGCUCUCGGACAUCACCACCUCCACCAAAUCCGGCAGCAACGACACCAAACCACAAAACAAGAGGGUCGUCGUCGAAAACCUGACCGCAAACUCAGCGGUCAUCCACUGGCCAUCCGAGCGCCACAUUCCCGGGAUCAGAAUGUAUCAGAUCCAGUACAACAGCACCGUCGACGAAACCCUGGUGUACAGGAUGAUUCCUUCGGCCAGAAAGACGUUUAAGAUCAACGAUCUGGCGGCGGGGCGCGAGUACGAGCUGUGUGUGUUGGCGGUGUAUGACGACGGCAUCACGUCUCUGACGGCCACACGCGUGGUGGGCUGUGUUCAGUUCCACACGGGCGCGGAGGCGGGUCAGUGCCGCUUCAUCCCCACACAGUUCCUCGGCGGCACCAUGAUCAUCAUCAUCGGCGGCUUCAUCGUGGCCUCCGUCCUCGUCUUCAUCAUCAUCCUCAUGAUCCGCUACAAGGCUUACAGCGGAGCUGACACGGCCAAAGCCAAAGUGCGAGGAGACGCCGGCGUACAGGUGCACUCGCAGACCAACGGGAGUCGCCUGGGACGGUCCGCUUCCAAACAGGAUGAGCUUCCCGAGUCGCCCGGUGCAAAGGACUGCAAGGCGCUGGUGCAGCUGAAGAUGGAGGAGAUGCAGGAGGAGCUGAAAGUCGAGCUGCCGCCUGUUUGCUCUGAGAAAGCAGCGCCAGCGCCACCAUCUGACGAGACGCAGACAGACAGCAGCCUGACAGGCUCCACCAUGUCUCUGUGCCUGAUCGGCUCCGGGACCAACCCGGACGAGCCCCCUCGGAAGGGGCCAUUGGCUAACAUAGGGCUCCUGCCCAGCGAACUGGCUCGGACUCGGCAUCGCUUCUCCUUCGACGGAGACUAUGCUCUAUUCCAGAGCCACAGUUACCCUCGGCGGGCUCGAACCCGCCUGCACAAAUCCACCACCCAGCUCAACACAGACGUGUCUCCACCCUGCAACCGGAGGGUGACGUUCAGCAGCACAGAGUGGAUGUUGGAGAGCACCGUGUGACGGACUGAAGCACACACACACACACACACACACACACACAUGUUUAGACUGUCUAUAUAGUGACAUUGUUGCAGUAACACACACAUCAACACGCAUCAAACAUGACACAACAGCUCUGCUGCCAAACCUAGUGAGCUGCCUACUUAGACGGCGUCUAGAGAUCUAUUAAAAAAACAUUCAAAUAAAUUACUUAUUUCGAACGUUCUAAGAAAGAAUCCUGAAAAAUAAAACAUGUCACAGUUUCCACAAAAAUAUAAACAGUUUUCAACACUGAU
Molecule: messenger RNA, 2947 nt
Organism: Carassius auratus (goldfish)
Lineage: Eukaryota; Metazoa; Chordata; Actinopteri; Cypriniformes; Cyprinidae
Product: leucine-rich repeat and fibronectin type III domain-containing protein 1-like
Exons: 5
Coding region: 465-2672 (735 amino acids)
Molecular function (GO): protein binding
Source: RefSeq, a predicted model, not a curated record